Messenger RNA from Heterobilharzia americana, 423 nucleotides. NCBI's taxonomy places the organism in Eukaryota, Metazoa, Platyhelminthes, Trematoda, Strigeidida, Schistosomatidae. The record is from the annotation of a GenBank genome assembly.
AUGAUGGAAGUGUAUUCAUUUUAUUCACUUCCAUAUGAAAAGUCGGAAUUGAGAAUAACACUAAGUUUGACGUUAGAUGCCCUAGCAGUAAACAUGUUUCAAGAAAGUCGUAAAAGUCAAGUAGGAUUGGAAACGUUCAUCUUUCUUGCCUGGUAUUUAUUUUCAAAUCAAGUUGUCAUAAUUCCAACUGCUAAAGCAGUUGAUACCACGUCAAAUAGUCAUUGGCUAGAUGAAAUUCAUGAUGAUGACUUGAAACAAAUGAUUGAAGAAGGAAACAUAACUGAAGAACAACUGAGAAAUCCUUAUCAAUUCGACCGUCUACUAAAACGUCUAAUAUUUUUAUCCCCAAAACAUUUACGUCGAUUUAUGAAAGUUUUAAGAGAAUGGAAUAAUCUUAGUCAGAGGAUAAGAUAUGGUCGGUAA